This is a messenger RNA of Cydia splendana, 2531 nucleotides long. Its product is annotated as epoxide hydrolase 4-like. Gene Ontology annotation, cellular component: peroxisome. The transcript is spliced from 6 exons. The record is from RefSeq and is a predicted model, not a curated record. Bases 189 to 1241 code for a protein of 350 amino acids. Gene Ontology annotation, biological process: cholesterol homeostasis; phospholipid dephosphorylation. Lineage: Eukaryota; Metazoa; Arthropoda; Insecta; Lepidoptera; Tortricidae. Gene Ontology annotation, molecular function: magnesium ion binding; lipid phosphatase activity.
GCACCUCACCUCACACCCGUUUGCUUCGAACGAAAAUGUUUGAUAAAAGUUGAUAAGAAUGCGCCCAACGCCGCAAGAUCACUCGAGCGAGGACCUUUGAGUUUAUCGUACGAUACGUGACGCCGCGGACCGUUUCUGAUUACUCGCGGCACUGAAAUCUUGUCAGUUUAGUAUCUAAGCGUGUGGUGAUGGGUAUUCGGAGGGAAGUGUUGCAAGUGGUGUCGGGCUGGCAGGCCGUGGAGCUGGUGUUGAAGUGUCUGUUGUUGGGCGUGUGGCAGUUGGCGCAGAUGGCGGUCAAGCGGCUCUGGAAGGGGCACCGCAGAAAGGCGCUCAAAAACUCGCACGUAGAGGUCACCGUUGACUCCUCGAUCGGAAGACACUGCUACAUUAAGAUUAUGGGUGUGAAGUACCAUUAUAUAGAAACGGGCCCAAAGACAGGUCACAAAGUCUUAGUCCUCCCGGACGCACCAGAAACUGCGAACCUGUGGAGCCCAAACUGGUGCUACGUGGUGAAACAGCUGGCGGACACCGACCACCACGUCAUCACACUGGACCUGCGGGGCACGGGGGCCAGCGAGGGAGGCAGCCGGAGCGACCUGUCUCCACCGAGGGCAGUGGAGGAGCUGGCCAUGCUGAUGUCAGCUCUGGGCGUGUCGGAGCACAAUCCCGCUACUGUUAUUGGGUUUGGGAUUGGAGGAAUGCUUACAUGGUACCUGGCGCACUGCCACGGCGCCCUCGUGCGCCGCAUGGUGGCGGUGGGCGCGCCGCACCCCAACCUCUACUGGCAGUUCCCGCCCGCGCCCUUCUGCAAGGGCGCGUUACACUUUAUACAGUGGCCCCACUUCCCGGAGCGCUGGCUGGCGGAGAGCGGGGACGGCGGCCGCUGCACGCGCGCGAGGGACUGGCUCGGCGCGCUGCAUUAUGUUAGAGGUGCGGCGUGGUGGCGAGUGCGGACGGGGGCGCUGGUGUCGGCGCCGGCGCUGCUGGUGGGCGGCGAGGGCGGCGCGGCCGAGCUGGUGUGCUCGGCGCAGCACGCCGCACAGCCCACGUUGCGGCUCGUCGGCACCCCCCAGCCCGACGACCCGCAGCUGCCGAGAGUGCUCGCAGACUUCCUCAAACUACGUGUUGCAGCGGUGGAGAACUCCCCGGAGAAGGAGCCGGUCCGCGCCGGGCUGGUGGGCCGCAUGCUCAGCCGCGGGCGGGAGCUCACCGCCCGGCUGGCGCUCCCGGCGCAAGCCUAGCCACCUCCGCUACUGGGGGCUCACCUGCAGGCUACACGCACCGCACGUUCCUACACUACUGGGAGGAGGUCACUGACCGGCCGGCAAGCAUUACUCCCGGCGCAAGCCUAGCCACCUCCGCUACUGGGGGCUCACCUGCAGGCUACACGCACCGCACGUUCCUACACUACUGGGAGGAGGUCACUGACCGGCCGGCAAGCAUUACUCCCGGCGCAAGCCUAGCCACCUCCGCUACUGGGGGCUCACCUGCAGGCUACACGCACCGCACGUUCCUACACUACUGGGAGGAGGUCACUGACCGGCCGGCAAGCAUUACUCCCGGCGCAAGCCUAGCCACCUCCGCUACUGGGGGCUCACCUGCAGGCUACACGCACCGCACGUUCCUACACUACUGGGAGGAGGUCACUGACCGGCCGGCAAGCAUUACUCCCGGCGCAAGCCUAGCCACCUCCGCUACUGGGGGCUCACCUGCAGGCUACACGCACCGCACGUUCCUACACUACUGGGAGGAGGUCACUGACCGGCCGGCAAGCAUUACUCCCGGCGCAAACCUAGCCACCUCCGCUACUGGGGGCUCACCUGCAGGCUACACGCACCGCACGUUCCUACACUACUGGGAGGAGGUCACUGACCGGCCGGCAAGCAUUACCGGUGCUAGUUAUUGGGGGAGCUCGCACCUAAAUACACCAUGCACUUGCCCUCGAGUGAUCACCACCAGACCCAGACCAGAUAACGUAGCUCGAGCUUAAACGACUUGUAUGUCCAUCAAAACUUAUACUAUUUACUAAUAGUUUCAUGAUUUUGAUUUAGGUACUCCCUUCUCUUUCGAUCGCCACCGUUUAGAAGUUUUAUUUAUUUUAAAAUUGGAUUCUCCAACGGUCCAACGCGAAAUCGUUCAUUUUCUCGUUCCUAAUAUUGGAAUAUCUAUUAGGAUAAUUAUAUUACAUGCAACAAAAGUGAAGUUUAUUUUUUAUGUGUGUGUACAUUGAUGAAAUGAAUGUUUUAAUAAAUGUCGAAAAUAUAUACCUAUGUGUUUGUGUAUGUUGCAUGAAAUACAGAAAAUAAGAAAGGCAGCUUGAUAUUUGUAAUUAUAAAUAUAUAUCCGUGGAGAACAACCCGGCUUUACAUUGUUUAUUGUUAUGCUCGUAUAUUAGCAAAUUGUCAAAUUUCUAUAUUGCCAAAGAUCUUCCAUUACAAUAAUUUUAUUUUAAAACAAUCAAUUUAUUUUGUUUACUUUUAUACUGAAUGAAAAUAAAACACAAAAACUCGUGCAAAUGCAUUUUUAUUUCG